AUGGCGGGACAACAAGUGGAUGUAUUAUUCCGUGAGUUCGGUAAUCCGGAGGAUUAUGAGCUCACCGGUGGGAUAUUGUUACCCGUCACUGAGACUAACUUCACCAUCCAUCCUCAAUACACACGAAUGGUUCAAGCGGAGCAAUUCUCGGGUUCACCAAGUGAAGACCCCAUUGAGUACCUUGAUAGGUUCCUCGAACUCUGUGCCAUGAUACAAACCAACCAAGUUUCUCAAGAAUACAUCCGGAUGCACCUAUUUCGGCAAUCUCUUGCGGGGAGAGCAAAGAAGUGGCUCAAGCAAGUCAAACCUAAUUCUCUCACGACAUGGAGGGAAAUUGUGCAAGCAUUCUUGAAGAGAUUCAUCUCCGAGGAGAAAACCGCCGAGAUGAGGAGGAAGAUAGCAUCUUUUGAACAAGAGGCGGAGGAGAGUCUUAGUGAAGCUUGGGAGAGGUUUAAGGAGUUGGUGCAAGCAUGUCCUCACCAUGAGUACAAUCAAAGCUUACUCAUGAGGUUCUUCUAUGAUGGUUUGGAACCGAUGUCCCGAGCUAAUUUGGAUGCGGGAGCGGGUGGAAAAUUGAUCAAAGUCCCUCAAAAUCAAGUUGAAGCGACGAUCGAAGAGGUAGUUAAAAAAUUACUCUUGGGGAGGAAGAAGGAGGAAUGCACCAAAGAAAGGUGGGAAGUAUGA
Chenopodium quinoa (quinoa) is the source of this 684-nucleotide messenger RNA. RefSeq lists its product as uncharacterized. The record is from RefSeq and is a predicted model, not a curated record. Lineage: Eukaryota; Viridiplantae; Streptophyta; Magnoliopsida; Caryophyllales; Amaranthaceae. The transcript has a single exon. The coding region runs from base 1 to 684 and encodes 227 amino acids.